Striga hermonthica is the source of this 1269-nucleotide messenger RNA. Lineage: Eukaryota; Viridiplantae; Streptophyta; Magnoliopsida; Lamiales; Orobanchaceae. The record is from the annotation of a GenBank genome assembly.
AUGGAGGACGAGAAAGGCCUUGAUCUGAGCUUGGGGCUGCCUUGUGGUGGAAAUAGUUCUUCUUCGCAGAAGAUUAAAUAUGGCAGCUCCUCAGAUAUGAAGUCAGAUGAAGCUGAUAGAGGUAGCAAAUUGAUCAACGAGUUCAAAAAUUUUCUAGAAGGUGGUAAUAACCAACAGCAUCCGAUAAUAGUCGGGGAGAAGUUCUAUAAUAACAGCUUUGGUAAAUCUGCUGCCGAUUUAGAAACUUCUAGAAAUUCAAAUACUGGAGGAGGAAUAUGGUUGACAAAUGAUAGCAGGUCAACUGAAUUUGUCGAAGAUAAGAGAUCAAGUGUUGGUGAGAAGCGCAAACACUUGUUUAUCGAGACAAACCAAGAAAAGAAGCAUGAGAAAGAUGCAACUAGUUUUGUCGAUUUGACUGAUAAAUCCAAAACAUCGCAUAUUUCCAUAACCACUGAUGAGGGAUCGACUGCAGACAAUGAAGAUGUAGCAGAAUCUGAAGUAGAUGGCUCGACUUCCGGGCAUAUUCCAAGUGGUAGCUCGGAAAAGAAUUUUAAUGUGAUGAAUAUGCCUAUGGCUUACAGUACUGUUCCUCUCCGAGGACAACCAGUAAGCAUGAACACGAACACGUUAAGCUCUCAACCAAUGAAGGACUCGAAUAUUGGUGGUACUCCUGGUAAUUUUUCGUUAAUGUUUGGGUACAAUCCUGUCCAGCUACCAUCUCUGGAUAGGGAUAAUUCUAAGGGCAAUAUUUGUCAUCACCAAGAAAUGCACCACCCGACUUAUUCCGGAAGGAACUCACUCAAUCACGACACUCAGAAUGAGAGUCGAAAGAUCACCCAAGGGAUUAUUCCGCACAAGGCAACUGAAUCUACUCCAUCUUCUCACACAGGAGGAGGAGAUGCGAAAGGGUAUAAUCAGGUGAGAAAAGAUGCACCCGAUCAAUCUAGAGCAGCAGCAGCAGAGCCGAUUCCGGGUGAAUUUCCUGCCAUAAGGCCCGGUAUUGCAGGGGAAGUAAAAUUUGGAGGUUGUGGGUCCUACCCGAACUUGCCAUGGGUUUCUACUACGGGCCAAGGCCCGAAUGGGAGGACAAUAUCUGGGGUGACGUACAGGUUUAGCCCGACCCAGAUAAGGAUAGUUUGUGCUUGCCAUGGUUCUCAUAUGUCUCCUGAAGAAUUUGUUCGCCAUGCGUCUGCUGAAGAAACCCAUUCUCCAGAUGCUUUAACAUCAUCGUUGCCGAGUAGCAACCCUGCAGCCUCGGCUCAAAGUUGA